AUGUGUGGAGUAGACGAGAAGGUGGAGGUCAUCAGUUGGAGUCAGGAGAUAAAGCAUGAGGUGUCAUCUUGCUGCUCCAUCAUGGAAUGCUGGACCUCCACCUCAUCUACACCAGCCUCCACCUCAUCUGCACCAGCCUCCAUCUCAUCCACACCAGCCUCCACCUCAUCUACACCAGCCUCCACCUCAUCUGCACCAGCCUCCACCUCAUCUACACCAGCCUCCACCUCAUCUACACCAGCCUCCACCUCAUCUACACCAGCCUCCACCUCAUCUGCACCAGCCUCCACCUCAUCUACACCAGCCUCCACCUCAUCUACACCAGCCUCCACCUCAUCUGCACCAGCCUCCACCUCAUCUACACCAGCCUCCACCUCAUCUACACCAGCCUCCACCUCAUCUACACCAGCCUCCACCUCAUCUACACCAGCCUCCACCUCAUCUACACCAGCCUCCACCUCAUCUACACCAGCCUCCACCUCAUCUACACCAGCCUCCACCUCAUCUACACCAGCCUCCACCUCAUCUGCACCAGCCUCCACCUCAUCUACAACAGCCUCCAUCUCAUCCACACCAGCCUCCACCUCAUCUACACCAGCCUCCACCUCAUCUGCACCAGCCUCCACCUCAUCUACACCAGCCUCCACCUCAUCUGCACAAGCCUCAUCCUCAUCUACACCAGCCUCCACCUCAUCUGCACCAGCCUCCACCUCAUCUACAACAGCCUCCACCUCAUCUACACCAGCCUCCACCUCAUCUACACCAGCCUCCAUCUCAUCCACACCAGCCUCCACCUCAUCUACACCAGCCUCCACCUCAUCUACAACAGCCUCCAUCUCAUCCACACCAGCCUCCACCUCAUCUACACCAGCCUCCACCUCAUCUACACCAGCUUCCACCUCAUCCAUACCAGCCUCCACCUCAUCCAUACCAGCCUCCACCUCAUCUACACCAGCCUCCACCUCAGCAGCCUGUCAGGACUCACUUAGUUUGAUUGAUUGA
Nerophis lumbriciformis (worm pipefish) is the source of this 1002-nucleotide messenger RNA. NCBI's taxonomy places the organism in Eukaryota, Metazoa, Chordata, Actinopteri, Syngnathiformes, Syngnathidae. The record is from RefSeq and is a predicted model, not a curated record.